Messenger RNA from Mytilus californianus (California mussel), 1727 nucleotides. RefSeq names its product polycystin family receptor for egg jelly-like. The record is from RefSeq and is a predicted model, not a curated record. Gene Ontology annotation, cellular component: membrane. The transcript is spliced from 9 exons. NCBI's taxonomy places the organism in Eukaryota, Metazoa, Mollusca, Bivalvia, Mytilida, Mytilidae. Gene Ontology annotation, molecular function: protein binding; calcium channel activity. Gene Ontology annotation, biological process: detection of mechanical stimulus. Bases 78 to 1727 code for a protein of 549 amino acids.
UCCUGAACAAUGCUUUGGAAGCCAUCUUACCCAAGACAUCAGUGGAGACACCAGCAACAUUAGAUAUAUAUACAAUAAUGUCGGAUAUAUCCAGUAGACAGGAGUUAUCUGAACCAAACAAGGCUGAUCUUACCCCUGCAGAAAGAGCUUUCAUUGCUUCACAGAUUGCUAUGAAGAAUGAACUGGAUGCGGAUAUAAAAAAUGAUGUUGUUAAAAACGAGGUUCAAAUACUAUUGGACAGUAUUUCCGAUUUAGGUCAUGUGCUUCAGAGGCUGAACUAUCGUAAACAGAUGCCUGUUUACGUUCAAAAUGGACACAUCAAUUCCACAGAAGACAAGAAACUGAUAGCUGAGCUGAUUAAGAAUGGGUUUCAGAACAAUGACGUAGAUUUGAAUUUUGAAGAAUCUGAUUCCCAGUCUCCACAUGAGCAAGCCGUACAGGUAACAUUAUAUGACCACACACCAUUUUCUUGGGAUGAAGAGUCUAAGUUCAUAUCGUCAAAGACGGUAACUGUGUCAGUCGGAGAAGGCAAUACAACAAACUCAGCAAUACCAUCUAAAAUCAAACUGCAAAAUACUGAUUUAGUACCAACAAGAAAAACCAUCAAUAUUGCCAUUCCUGUAGAUAAAAAUGAAACCACUUCACAGAUGCUGACGUAUAAAAUGUACUGGAAGACACCUGCAGACAAUUUGAUAAUCAGUAUUAAUAACGCCAUGGAUCACCUCAAUCACAUUAUUUACAUUCGGAAGAAAGAACCCCCAACGGAAGACGAAUAUGACUGGAAAAAAAUUACAGAAUCCAGCGACUGGUUAACCACCAGCGAAAUAAAAGUGAUAGUAGACCGGGGAUUAUACACAGCCCCAACAAAUGUGUAUAUUGGAGUCCUUGUUCAAAAAGAAACGUCUUCCGCUCCUACAUUAACCAGACGAAGACGAUCAUUGAGUACUACUAUUGUUGAAUAUGAAAUUAUUAGUGCUACGGUUGGUUGUAGAGUAUGGGAUACUGUAAAGCAGAAAUGGGACAAAACGUCAUGUCAGCUUUCUGCUGUAUCAACCAUCAAUGAGACUGUUUGUGAAUGUUCCAGUCCACCAGGAAACAGUUUUGCCACAACUUUCUACGUGCCUCCAAACACGAUCGAUUUUGGAAGUGUUUUUGAAAAGUUUGAUUUGAAAAACAAUGCAGCGGUGUUUGCAACAGUUGUAUCACUGGUACUGAUGUAUAUUUUGUUAUGUGUAUGGGCAUUCAGACAGGACAGAAAGGAUCACACAAAGUGGGCUUUAUCAUACCUGAGUGACAAUGGACCUUACGAUGAUUACUUGUACAUUAUGACGGUGUUCACAGGACUACACAGAAAUGCUGGAACAAAAUCCAGAAUAGGUUUCAUGAUAAUUGAUGGCAAACCAAAGAAAAGCCACUUUUAUGAACCAGAUGUACGAAUAUUAGAUGACGAAUCACAUCGAGGUUUUGGUGUUGGUAGCAUCCGGAAAUUUGUGAUGAGCGUUUCUAAACCAAUAAAUGAUCCAACGGUAUUAAAAAUUUGGCAUGAUAAUAGCGGACAAGGAAAUUCGGCAUCAUGGUAUCUUAAUAAAAUCCUACUGGAGGAUGUGCAAACUAGUGAGAGGUAUCUGUUUAUAUGUGAUCAAUGGUUGUCUUUGGAUCAUGAUGAUGACUGCAUUGAUUAUUAUAUUGAUGUCAGUCAUAUUCUCUUGGAUUGUAAAGAGUUAUAA